This is a messenger RNA of Schizosaccharomyces japonicus yFS275, 5068 nucleotides long. Its product is annotated as WEE protein kinase Wee1. Bases 1832 to 4279 code for a protein of 815 amino acids. The record is from RefSeq and is a predicted model, not a curated record. Gene Ontology annotation, biological process: mitotic DNA damage checkpoint signaling; mitotic G2 cell size control checkpoint signaling; negative regulation of meiotic cell cycle. The transcript has a single exon. NCBI's taxonomy places the organism in Eukaryota, Fungi, Ascomycota, Schizosaccharomycetes, Schizosaccharomycetales, Schizosaccharomycetaceae. Gene Ontology annotation, cellular component: mitotic spindle pole body; medial cortical node; nucleus. Gene Ontology annotation, molecular function: nucleotide binding; transferase activity; protein kinase activity.
CGUGCAGCUCGCACGUGGCAUGAUAAACGACAAUGUCGACACUGUCGCAGUGGCACUGAUAUGCACGCUGUCGGCUGCAGCAGCGGCCACAAGCACCAAAGACGCCUCUUUAGUAGCCAGACACGCGACCAGGCACGGACCGUAGUCCGACACGGUUAACAGCUCUAAACAAGACACUUUACAGAUGUGUGGUGACAACACUUGCACAGCACAUACCGGACAGAUGCUGGGCGGUUCCACACCGACUGCGACGUCGCUCUGGCCCAUGGCCGAUGGCUUACCCCACACGCAUCCCACACAUCCCCUGCUGCACGCAGACCCUGUUGCGCCGAAUCCCACAUGGCCCCCGUCAGGCCCAGUUUUUGCCGCCAUUCGUCCUGCGGAACGGCCCCGUUAUAUCCGAAUUGGCCAGCAGCAGGGUUAGGGCCGACGCGUCGACGCGUUGCAAAUUCGUUUUCGCGUCGCGUCUGCUGCAAACCGCGACGCGUCUCUCGGUAGCGCUUUCCCGAUUCCCCGCUUCUUCGGCAACCUUCAUCGGCUAGUGGCUUAGCGAUUACGCUCUUGACGUCACUUUUCGUCUCGCAUCGCGUGCUGUGGAGACGCUAGCGAGUCAUUGUAGUGCGCUUAGUGAAGUAGUUGUCGGCACAAUGCUCUCAUACGCGUCUUCAGAGCACGUUUAGACACGUACGUAAGGGGUUCGUGUUCAUGGCCACCAAACGCGCUUAUGAGUUGAGCCCUCUGCCAACAGCAUCCUGCGAACCUGCUGCUCAAUUUCACACCGUUCCGGCGGUUCAGCUUGUAAAAAAAGCGCCUUUUGCUACGUUUAGAACGGUUCUCAUUGCUCUCUGUACGUCGUAGUUAAUAGUUUUGCUUGGUUUCUGUCGUCUUGGACGAAGUCGCCCCUUGUUUCCCGUGUGUUUCCCAUUUCACAACAGCCGGCAGCCUUGUUUUGUCUCUCUCUCUCGUUCCUGGACAAGCUAGCAGCUACCAACGAACGGACGGCCGUACGCACGUACAUAACUCCCAACGACAAUACUUCGCGUGCAUACACACAUUACGUAUACCAUUCACCUACGUAGAUCCACUCACCGCUGUCUGGACGAAACAAAACGAAACAAAACAACGUCCAGGAGCCUGCCUGUGGUCUGUUUUGUGUAUUUCCUCGAAAAAAAGAGACUGUGAAGCUUUCCCGGGUUUCUGUGUGUUUUGUCGUUCUCUGGGCAUUCGUCUCGUGUUUCCCUUUGAUUUCUCGUUCCUUUCUUGCUCUUGGAAGUUUUGUUCUUUUUUUUUCCUUUUUUUUAUUUUUUCGUCCGAUUUUUUAUUUUUCCUUCUAUUUUCUCUUUAUUCACGUUUUGCCUAUUUCCCUGGCACAUCCGUUUCCCUUCGUGUGCAGACAACAUCUUCAGCUUUUCGCGGAUCUCCUACCCAGUCAUUGGCUGUGUUUUCCUCGUGCGCUUUUUUUCGACACUUUGUCGUUCGGCUUAUUUCCGUUUUCGUGUGCGUCGCGCCCGCUAUAACGAAUUUGACUCACUAAGGCCGUUUGUAAAAAAAUAUUUGCUCAAUUUCUUUUUUUUUACUUAAGGACCUCAAUUUUUUGCGUCCUCAACAAAUACUCGAGCGGCCGAACACAGACCCCAAGACCUAUCCUCUCGCGGUGACAAGUGGCUGCACAGCGUCCCUGUCGACUCCUCACAGCUUUCGUUGCAUUCGCCGAGUUCCAGCUCUCGUUUACUCCUUUUCUGUUGCAGCGUCCAGUAAGCUCUGCCCUGCCCCUCCGCUUGUAGCAUUUCCCUUUGUGUCUACUUGCUCUUCUCCCCACAAAACAACCAAUAUGUGCUCUUCCUCACACACGAAACGGCGGCAGUACCCGUUGCGUCGAUCGCAACGUCUCAUGGACCUGAACCAGGCCUCCCUGCCUCUUGGCUCUUCUCAUUCUACCACCAGUCGCACGCACGGUGCACACUCGCCCAGUAUAACGAUCACGACGACCCCGUCGUCGUCAGUCCGUCUUUCGAACAGCGGACGUGGACGGCCAAGCUUGCUGCAUACGGCCACUUCGCCCGUCGACGGGCCCAUUCUGACUCGACCCGGCUCCGCUCGGGCUUCCCCUUCCCCUGCCCUCUCGUGCAAUGGUCCUUUGAAUCCUCGCGGCCACACGACCCCCUCACCGUCCCUUUCUAUUUGUAAACACUCCCGACCCUCCACGCCGUCUUAUGCGCCCGUUGCCUCUCUCAACGGUGCUUCAGCAAACCAAGCCAAACGGCCCUAUUUCUCAACUAUGCAGCAGCCGGAAGGCUUGCUGUCGCCCGACGAUGCUUUCCACCCCUCACACGCUGCGAAUGGCACUCAUGCUCCCUCCUUCAUUCCCCUUACGCCGGCACCAAAAAUUCGUAAAAGCAAUGCCUUCCAGGACUUAUUCGUCACUUCUCGCUUUGGUUCCUCCAACCAGGGUGUCACAGGUGCCUUUACCCCCACCGACACAACCUUCAGCUCGUCCUUCUUGGCUAGUGCUCGGCAGCCCACUGGUUUUACGCCGGCCACCGUGCGGCAACAGUCGACGCCCUCCGGCCAUGCUUCUUCGCUCCGUGAAAACUCGCCUGCCCUUUUCGCAACUUCAACUCCCAUUCAUGCCUCUGUCCGUCGUACACGCACACGCACGCCUUUGGGCGAGCUGUCGCCUCCUUCACUCGCGAAUUCCCCAACGGAGGCAAACUUUUUCCCUAACCUUUCGCUGCCUAACCCCGUUCAGCAUGCUUCUGAUUCCCUUAAUACCCCUUUCCGAACGGUAAAACCUUUCUCUAAAGCGUUCAUGAGCACCGGUCUGCUUUCCAAGGCCAAUCGCACACGGAACCAUAACCGUAACUCUAACAAUCCUCCCAGCACUCCUUCUAAACGGAACAGCUUUUUUCAGUCUGUCUCUCUCAGUCAACUCUCGCCCUUAUCUCCGUCUACACCUCGCAACCAUGGUCCGCUCGAGUUGCCCACACACGGCGAUGAUGUUUCAUUGCUAAGUCGGUUGGAAAAGGGUUCGAAUAGUUUCCUUCGUUUUCGGCUCCCCCAUUCAAAUAGCCGUCGCUCUUCGCGGUCGUUUUUGGGCAGCGCCGUCAAGACCUCAACGCCCAUCACGAAUCGCAACAAUGAGGCUUUUAGCCCGUGCACUCCUACAAGAACUUUGCAUCCACUGGCAACUACGACAUUGCCCAUGUCGCGGUCGCGGUCCAAUUCGUUGUUGAGUAAUAAGGACGACUGUGUACAGUCGCCGUCUACUGAGUUUACUCUUUCAUUUCCCUCUGCCCUUACUGAGUGUCCAUCUUCGCCAACGGAACAUCUUCGCACACGUUUCCGUAAUGUAACUUUACUGGGGCAAGGUGAAUUCAGCGAGGUGUUUCAAGUGGAACAUCCGUUGGAACGCACGGUGAAGUAUGCCGUGAAAAAACUAAAAGUGAAGUACAGUGGCCCGAAGGAACGUCAACGUCUUUUGCAAGAGGUUGGCAUUCAGCACGCUUUACGCGGUCAUGAUCACAUUGUGGAACUGAUUGAUUCUUGGGAAUGGGAUGGCUACUUGUACAUGCAAACAGAGCUUUGCGAAAAUGGAAGCUUAGACAAGUUCUUGGAGGAACAAGGACAUUACUCACGGCUCGACGAGUUCCGUGUUUGGAAGAUCCUGAUCGAGCUGAGUCUUGGUCUACAGUACAUCCACCAUCAAAACUUCGUUCAUCUCGAUUUGAAGCCCGCAAACAUUAUGAUUACGUUUGAGGGCACCUUAAAAAUUGGAGAUUUUGGUAUGGCCAGCACAUGGCCCGUCACCAAUGGAACAGAGCGCGAGGGCGAUUGCGAGUACAUCGCUCCAGAAGUGUUGACACACCAUCAAUACGAUAAGCCCGCCGAUGUCUUCAGCCUUGGCAUAACGGUGUUUGAGGCUGCGGCUAACAUUGUCUUGCCUGACAAUGGCUUGUCAUGGCGCAAGCUUCGCUCGGGCGAUCUGUCAGACGCUCCUCGUUUAUCGUCUAGCGAAUUUCGUUCAUCCAGUUCGCUCGACACAGGAGAAAUACCAGCAAAUAACAUCAUUGGACAAGGAGGCUUGGAUCGAAUUGUCCAGUGGAUGCUUUCACCAAACCCUCUUGACCGUCCCACUGUCGACCAAGUGUUGACGACGGAUGAAGUGGCCUGGAUUGAAUCGCGACGCAAGGCCGGUGCAACAAUUUACGAAGGAAUUUAUGGUUCUUCGAAUUCGUCGCACUCUGACCAAAUGAUGGAGGACUGGCAUGUCGCCGUAUAAGUUUUAAUUUCCCGACAACUUGUAUCUAUGCAUCAAUUCCCUCGCUGUUUAUCUAUUUCAAACUUUUUUUUGCCCCCUUUCCAUCUCUUUUUAGAUACCCUUUCACUUCCUUGCUUCUGAAUCCUCUCUCCGCAUAUUUUUUUUGUCCUAUACCUUUCCCAUUCCGGUCGUUCACGCUUGUGCUAUGUUUGCACGCAUGUAUGCUAUACUGUUGAGUUAGCUCGUGUUUUUUAUAUGAUGGUAAGAUCCAUCUUUAUCCUAUUACUCCGGAUGCGAUCUGUCUCCUCUUUACGAUGCCUUCCUUGAUAUGUCUAAUGUCGCCUGUAUUUAUCUACUGGCUUCCUACUUCUGAUGUACUGCUUCCCGCAUCUACACAGUUCACGCAUCUUCACAAAAGUAACGCUUGAAGCACUCCUUCUGUUCUCGUGUUAUUCCAAUUUAUUUUAAAUAUUCGUUUUUAUUUUUCUGUACGUUUUUUUUUAUUUUUUUUUUUUGGGAAUUUCUUUCGGACCAUUGCGAUACCUUUCUGUUCUUAAGUAGGACGGAUGCACUUGCAAUUGAAACCACUUUCUAAUUAUACGUGGUCCGGUUUUCUUAUUAUUUUUGUGGUUAGUUAGCUUUUUUAUUAUUAUUAAUUGACUGACCCGGUUUUCAUUUCUCUUUUCACUUUUUCUUUAUCUCCUCUAUAACAUAGCUAAGUUUAGUGAAAAGCGACUUUUGGCGAAACUCACCACCAAAAAAGCAGCAAGUCUGUUGCAUCGAUAUAGGAGAUAGCUGUUACGAGAAACG